AUGGCUCAAAGAUCAUUAUACGGACAAUCAAAACAAGAACAAUCGCACGGUUCUGCAACAGAAUACGAUGAUGGUACUUCAAUGAAUCUAGCAUUAGUUCCGGUUCCCAAAGAGCCCAAAGAUUACAUAAAUUGGAUUAAACAACAGAUACAACCAGGGAAGCAUUCAAAUUGGAUUGAACUUGAUAAGCUAAAAUCCCUUUUGUUGAAUUCAUCAAUGAAAGACGAAGCUAAACGUGAAGAUUGGUAUGAACCUUUCUUUCGACGUUUAUUUAAUUCAUUAAACAAUAUAUUAAACAAAGAAAAUUAUUAUUCAGACCCCUCAGAGAGUACGCUGAAAAUGAUAAGAGAAUACAAUGUCUGUCUAAAUUACGUUCUAAAUCGACGAACAAAGUCAAAUAUGUUAAACGAAAAAUAUGUUACUGAUCGUAUGAAAUAUGAAAUUAUACUAGCUAAACGUGAUUAUUGUUCAAAAGAUUUAAUAGUUAAAAAUAUUACUAACGCAUCACCAUUAAACAAACAACAGCGACAAUUAUUAAUUAAUUAUUUGGAUAAAUGUAUUUCAUUACAUAACAGCAUUGAAAUACGAGGAAUUGCUGAAAAUAUCAUAGAAUUCGUUGAUCAAUUUAAUAACAAUAAUAAUUAUUAUUUCCAACUAUCAUCAGAAGAUCUAGAAAUACUUCAGCAUGAAUUAAAUUAUUUUCAUGUUCCAAUUGGAAAAGCAUACUUACGUUUAGAACAAGAUUGUACUUCAAUUCAUGAAAGAUCACAAACAUUAAAAUUAGUUUUUAAUGAUAAUAAUCGAAAGCAAAAUGAAUCAGAUCUCUAUUAUGAAAUAGCUUCAUUACCGUUUGCGUCAUCUGUAAAUAAAUCAAAACAUUUUGUUCACGUAUAUGACUCAUCUAAAGACUCAUCUUUAAGUAAAUGGACGGUAAUUUUAGGUGAUCCAGGAAGUGGAAAAACAACGUUUGCUCGAUGUAUAGCUUUGAAACAGGCUCACAUAGCUCUUGAUUUUUGUUUAUCUCCUACGUCUUCUAAAGAAGAACCUCAUAUUCCAAUACUGAUACGUAUUGGCGAAUUUGCUCAUUUUCUACAAAACAAUAAAACAUCAUCCUUGUUUGAAUAUAUUGGUCAACAUACAUGGUUUGGUAACUCAGUGUUUGUGAAUCAAUCAACCGAAAAGCAAAUCAAAGAAUGUUGUUCAGUAUUACAACGAUAUGUGAUUAAUGGUAAAGCAUUAAUUAUACUAGAUGGUCUCGAUGAAGUUCAUAAAUAUGACUUACGUCGUCAAAUUGUACGGUUAGUUAAAAAUUUUGCUGACAUGUAUGUUUUAACAUCCAAUUUUGUAUCAGGGUUCGAUAAUAUAACAUUAUGUGCUCGGCUAGACAUAUUGCCUAAUGGUAUUGGUGGAAAUCAGCUUAUUGUUACUAGUCGUAUCGUUGGCUACUAUAUGGAGCCAUUGAAUGGUGAUCUUAUUUCUCAUUAUGUUAUUCAGCCAAUGAAUUAUGAUGAUAUUACAUUGUUUGUUAAGAAUUGGUUCGCUAAUGUUUUCGGUAAAAUAAUUCAAAUACUGCAAUCAAAACUUCCUCAGUUAAAAAUUGAUGAUAAACAACCAGAACAGAAGGCUGAACUCUUAGUAAAUGAAUUAAAACAUAGCUCUUCAACAGCCGAUGUUGAUCAUCGAACAUCGAUCAGUCAAGUGAUAUCUAAUCCACUCCUGUUAUCUAUAAUUUGUACUUUAGCAUCACAACGUUGCGGAAAACUGUUGCCAACUCAACGAAUACAUAUCUAUUCGAAUAUAGUAAAAUCAAUUUUAAAAAUAUGGCAAAGAAAAAUAUUGAGUUUAUCGGAUCACAAUUUAAAUUGGAUUUUAUCUGAUCUAGCCACAUAUCUCCAUCAAAACAGUUCAUCUGGUUUAAUUGAUGAACUUGAUCUUAAACGAUUAUGUUACAAAUCAUUAAAAGUUCAGAUGUCGUUAAUAACAACAACAAUAGCAAGUGAAAAUACAGUUACGAAACAAGUUGAUGAAUUUAUGGAUAUUAUACGUCAUGAUGAUGGUAUAAUAGCUGCACGAGGUGAACGAGUUUAUGGCUUCGUACAUUUAACAUUUCAAGAAUAUUUUACCUGUAUGAAUAUUGUAAAAACAUCAUUGAAGAGUAUUGAAAGUACUCCUGCAAUAGAUGCCGUUAUUAAUCGGUUUCUGUAUUAUAUAGCAGACGUUCGUUAUCGUGAACCAUUAAUUUUAGCACUUGGAUGGAUUAGUUGGUUAUGGUCAAAUGAUGAAUAUAACCUUUUUUGUUUGAAACUACUUGAUCCUAUUCAAGAACCAGUUUUAAAUCAACUUGUACCACGUGGGGCUCUACUUCUUUUGGCAUCAGUUGAUAAUUUGGUUCAUAAUCCAUCAGAAACAGUUGUUUAUCGACUUUUCGAUUGUUUACUAAAGGCUUCAUGUAUUAAUAACUGGACUUUUACUUAUCCAUAUUACAAUCUUCAACUUAAACAAAACAUAAAAAAGUUUUCAUCAGAAGCAAAAAAUCGAUUAGUAAAAAAGAUUUUAUCUGAAUCAACAGCGGAUACCGUUUUAGGAUUUAGUACACUAUUAUCCGAAAUAUUAAUUGAAGAAGUCUAUAUUCCUGUUUGGUGCGAUCAAGAAAUUUGUAAAAUGUUAGAAAGUUUUCUCAUUGCAGAUACGAUUGGUUAUGAGUACAUAAUUGAUCAGUGUUUAACAAGAAUAUCAGCUAUGGAUAAAAGCCUAUUAUCAUCAACUUCCAAUCAACUUCAGAAUUAUUUUUUAACGUCUUUGGAUACAACAUUAGAAUCAGCUACUACUAAUUCAAUACCAUCAUCUCUAUUAACUAUUCUGAUUGCACUUUAUAGUGGUUUAUAUUCUAUUAGUAACGAAGAUGAUACUGUAAUCAAAUUUUCACCAACGCACAUACAUCGAAAUUCUGCUUUAUCAAAAAUUAUAAUUCAAUACUUAGCUGAUUACAAAAAUAUGAAUUCAGUUAAACUAGAAGAAUUAACUACAUAUUGCAAACAGAAGCUAAAAAGUACUUCCGUCAAUGAUGAAUCAUUAGAAACAAUUGAUUUAUUCAUUGUUUUAUUAUGUUUGGAAGGUGUGGAAGUAUUGUUGGUGAAUGAAUCGUAUUAUUUAUACAAAGCGUUACAUUUGGCUUCACAUAGCCUGAAACGAAUAUCAUAUUAUUUGAGACAAACGUAUAUUAUUAAAUGCAAUGAUCCAGCAAAUUUUAAUUCUAUGCUACGAAAUAUAAUUGAUGAUUACAUGAAAGUAAAUAAAAUUAAUAGUAUCGUAAAUGAAUCAGAAGCCGAUCAUUUUUUUACUUUCUUUCAAUCGAUUGUAAUGAGUUUUUAUCGUUUAACAAUUCUUGAUAUGUCAAUUUAUGAUAACACACAUUCACAUUCUCAAUAUUGCCUUCAACAUUUACAAUUAUUCGAAAGAAUAGAUUUUAUCCAACGUUUAAUGCAACACAAAGAUUUUAUGGAACAAUUUUUUACAUCAUAUCAACAGUACAUAUCAAAUUCUAAUUUUUUACCAGAAUAUAUGAAUAUAUUCUGCUGUUGUUAUUAUCGAGUAUUUGAUAAAGUAUACAUGGAAACGGCUGAAUAUCAUGAUAAACUCAAAAUAACUGAACAAAGACAUCCAAUUGAAAAAUAUAAAAAUGAUCCAUUCUAUUUAAUUGCAUAUACUCCAAAACAUUUUCAACAUUUAUAUAAACGUUUGAUACUAUCAAAUGAAUUAUGUGUACCCCAUAUAAAAGUAACAACGCAAUAUGCAUUACCUUAUGCUUAUUUAUUAACUGAUUGUUUAUUAUUAAAUAUUAAUGAUGGUAAUAUAAAGAAUAAUCCAUUACGUUUGGCACUUUUUCUUGUUGUUCUACAACCCAUUCUUUGUUCGUAUAGAAUGAGUAGUUUUACAUUCGGAUUACUUUGGAAAUAUUGUAAUGAUGAUGAAAAAUAUAAAAGAUUUUGGUAUUAUUAUGAUAAGUUUAUUGCAGAUAAGUCAAUAAAUAAGCUUUCAAUAAAUAUUGUUAAUCGAUAUGACAAAAUUGAACAACUGAAUAUGGCACUUAUUCAAGAACGUUGUCUUAUACAAGAUGCUUUGAAUUUAAAUGAUGAAAGAGAAGCCGAUUUAACGCUUUAUACAGCAUCGUUAUUCCUUGCUCAAAGUUCAACUAUAUCUAAAGAAUACAACGAAUUACGAACUGAAUCGCAGCAAACAGUACUAGCGAUCAAAAGUAGAAUAUUAAAAGUAUGUGCAUUUACUCAAAUUCUUAUUAUAAUCAAAUAUUCUUAUAGUAAUUAUUAUGAUUGUGUCUUAGUAAAUGAUUAUGAAGACAUAAAAAAUAAUCUAAUCAUAGCUGUAUCAAAACUACCAUCCAGUUUAUCCCCAUUGCUCUAUGCAAAGUUAGUCAUACAUUGUAUAGAAUUUAUGAAUACAAGCGAUGUUAAAAAUCAAUUAAUUGAUCGUAUUAUUAGCGGUAUAAAGACAGAUAAAAUAAAUAAAAAGGAUCAUGAAGCAAUACUUGACGGUUUAUUAACGAUAACUAAUCAUGCUCCGUCUAUUUCUGCAAAACUUUUAAAAUUUUUAUCAGAAUGUACAUGGUUAAAUUCAGAAAACUUGACACAAAUAUUUGACUGUUAUUCAUUCAUUUUCAAGGAUUAUCUUCGACAAGAUCACAUGUUGGUUAAAUCUGAGCAAACCGUUUUCGUGGCAUCUCUUUAUCUUGUUCAACUAUCGGUCGAUGUAGAUAAAGUGUUACAAUUUCUGCAAACAAAGUCGGAUAAUUCACCGUUUGUCAGUGAUAAUAUUUGCAUAUCGUACGAUCCUAAACUUGUUUUGAAACCCAACGAAGAUCGUAUUAUAACAUACAAUCAAAUACAGAUUAUCUCAAAAUUUCUGGAUCACUGUCAACCACUGCCAAUAAAAAUGCAAACCUAUUUUCAGCUGUUGACGCAUGAAUUACGAAAUUUUGAAACUCUCGAGACUACUGGAUAUCUGUUAGUAGAUAAAUGGCUUAACCAUUUCAAUAUUCAUCACGAUGAUUCAAUUCUACAUACUCUUGCAUGUUAUGGUGCAUUGUUAUUGCCACAAAUUCAUGUUUGUAAAUGUCAAACAAUACAUAUUUUAUGUUAUCUACUUUCAAACGAUGAUAAUUAUUUUUCCUCAAGAGCACAUUAUACACUCUCAAAAAUUUUUAGACUCAUUUCAAAUACAAAUAGAGAUGUUAUACUCGCAUUACUACAACAGUGGAUCUAUUACCAAACAAAAUCGGCUAAUGUAACUUCGAUUCUAACUGCAAUAUUAAACGACUGUCUGAUCGAUGCUGUUGAGGAUUUAUCAUAUUUUAUGUCACUUGAAUUAGAUAGAAUUCGUUUACUAUCAACAAUAAAAAGCAAUGGUAUAAAUUUUGUUUCAACGAAUGAUAAGUACAAAGAAUUUCAGUUGCUAGAGUUGGAUUUAAAUGUAUCCAUUGUAGACUGGAUGACCAAAUUUACAUCUGAAACUUUGAAGUAUUUUAUUGAACAUCUAGAACUACAAAAUUCAUAUAUAAAUACCAAUUUUACUCAUACUAAUACCGAAAUUCAUCAACAAUAUUUGAUUUCGUUACUAAUUCAUUGUGGAAAAAACUUACUUUCAGAUUCGCGUAGCGAACAUCAACAAGUGAUUGAAGUCGUCAAUCAUAUUAUGCUAACAAACAAGAGUUUAUCAGUUCAACAGUGUGCAGCAUUUAUUCUAGGUUUUUGUAGAGUAUAUGAAUACAAAAAAAAUUGUUUAUAUAAAAUUAUUAAAUCUGUUUCAGAACAAAUUAUAACUGGUAAAGAAAUUGGUUAUUCUGAUGAACUUAUAGCGAUGUGCAUACGAUCUCAUUAUAAAUUUCAUCAAGGGUGCGACAAUAUUUUAUUAUCACAGAUUCGGGAUAAAUAUAUCUCAACAGUUGUUGCUGAGGCAGCUGAAAUUGAAUUAGUAAGAUCAACUCGUCUAUUCAAUCAAGAUACCGAACUCACAUAUAAAAAUUUAAUGAUAUCAAAUACAAAUUUUUAUGAUAACAAUAAUAGACAUCAUGAAGAACUGCUAGUAGAUUUAAUUUUGAAAUAUACAUGGCUUCUAUCUAAAUUCGUUGAAGAUUUGUAUGAAAGUAUAAAACAUUUUACAAAAAACGUUGAACAUGGUUAUGAGACUGUUUCUUACAUCCAUUUUGGUCAUUCAGAAUAUAUUGAAAUUGCAGCUGUUUUAAUGAAUAAAUCACCAGCUGCAUUCCGUGUUGCUAUAAAGGAAAGUUCAUUUGGUGAAGUAAAAUUAAAAAAUCAACUAUAUUAUGCAAGUAAACAACAUGAUUAUAAACGUCGAUGCUCUUGCUUGAAAGUUUUAUCAAAAUACGGUGAAUUGACACAAAAUCUUUUGGAUAUGAUUAUAGAUGCAAUCCUAUCGAAUAAUAAUGAGUUAAAAUCUUGUGCAUUUGAAUGUAUAACAAAUAUCCAUGAAACAAAUCGAGAUAUCAUCGAAUAUUUAUUGACAUAUUUAAAAACAAAUAAUUUAGAUAAAAAAUAUUUAAUUAUUAAAAUAUUAGUUAAUUUAGCACGUAAUAAUGUUAUGUCUAUAAAUGAAGUACAAGAUGUUAUAGUUGAAACUAUUAAUGAUCCUAAAUCAAAACAUAAAUUUUGGGAUGCAACAACAAAUGAAUAUUAUUCAAGAUUAGAUCAUAUUUUGUAUAUUAUAUUAAUUCAGUUAUCAGAUGCGUCUGUGGAACAAUCACUUGAACAGUAUGACUAUAAAUACCUAAUGAAUGAAACACCUUUGUUAAAAGACUUUAACGUAGUGAAAAAUUUCGAUCUUAAUUCUGUGAUAUUAAUUGAUUGA
Messenger RNA from Didymodactylos carnosus, 6879 nucleotides. The record is from the annotation of a GenBank genome assembly. Lineage: Eukaryota; Metazoa; Rotifera; Eurotatoria; Philodinida; Philodinidae.